AUGUCGGACCAGGAGCGCGAGCAUGCUCUCGCCAGCUUCAAGAAGAAGUUGAUUGAGUCGCGAGAGUGGGAAACCAAGCUCAAGAACCUCCGGCUCGAAAUCAAGGGUCUUCAGAAGGACUUUGACAACACAGAGGAUCACAUCAAGGCGUUACAAAGUGUCGGGCAGAUUAUUGGCGAGGUACUGAAGCAGCUUGACGAGGAGAGGUUCAUUGUUAAGGCCUCGUCAGGUCCUCGUUACGUCGUCGGUUGCCGCUCCAAGGUCGACAAAGCGAAGCUCAAGCAAGGAACCCGUGUGGCGCUUGAUAUGACGACACUCACCAUCAUGCGCAUGCUUCCCCGCGAGGUCGACCCCCUCGUCUACAACAUGUCUUUGGAAGAUCCGGGCCAGGUCAGCUUCGGCGGAAUUGGUGGUCUCAACGACCAGAUUCGCGAGCUCAGAGAAGUCAUUGAGCUUCCGCUCAAGAACCCAGAGUUGUUUCUGCGAGUAGGCAUCAAGCCACCCAAAGGCGUGCUUCUGUACGGUCCACCAGGUACCGGCAAGACCUUACUUGCCAGAGCAGUUGCUAGCAGUCUAGAGACGAAUUUUCUUAAGGUCGUUGCAUCAGCUAUCGUCGACAAAUACAUUGGCGAGUCUGCCAGGUUGAUCCGCGAAAUGUUCGGAUACGCAAAGGAGCACGAACCCUGCAUCAUCUUCAUGGACGAAAUCGACGCCAUCGGUGGCCGCCGGUUCAGCGAAGGUACUAGUGCCGAUCGUGAAAUCCAGCGGACGUUGAUGGAGCUGCUCAACCAGCUCGACGGUUUCGACUAUCUCGGGAAAACCAAGAUCAUCAUGGCCACGAACCGACCUGACACACUCGACCCUGCGCUGCUACGUGCCGGGCGUCUAGACCGCAAGAUUGAGAUUCCCCUCCCCAAUGAGGUUGGACGUCUGGAGAUUCUCAAGAUUCACGCCGCGGGCGUGGCCAAGGAAGGGGAGAUUGACUUUGAGAGCGUGGUGAAGAUGAGCGAUGGGCUGAACGGUGCCGAUUUGCGAAACGUGGUUACCGAGGCCGGCCUCUUCGCCAUCAAGGCCGACAGAGAUGCGAUUAAUCAGGAUGACUUCAACAAGGCAGUUCGCAAGGUGGCUGAGUCGAAGAAGCUGGAGGGCAAGCUUGAGUACCAGAAGUUGUAGAGACGGUUUGGUGUUGGUGAAGAGCGGAAGGGGGUUAGAUAAUGACGAAUCACAUUACAGGAAGACGCGGAUAGAGCGCAUGAAUUCAUGCCAAGCGUUUUGAGCACACUGAAACUACUUUUACUGUAAUACUAUGCACCGAUAGGGAAGAUAUUAUGAUGACGAUGUAUUUGGAAUUGCUUCGAGUGACCAAUCACAUCUUGUGUUUA
Molecule: messenger RNA, 1382 nt
Organism: Podospora pseudopauciseta
Lineage: Eukaryota; Fungi; Ascomycota; Sordariomycetes; Sordariales; Podosporaceae
Gene: RPT4
Product: 26S proteasome subunit rpt4
Exons: 4
Coding region: 1-1173 (390 amino acids)
Biological process (GO): positive regulation of RNA polymerase II transcription preinitiation complex assembly
Cellular component (GO): cytosolic proteasome complex; proteasome regulatory particle, base subcomplex
Molecular function (GO): ATP hydrolysis activity; RNA binding; ATP binding
Source: RefSeq, a predicted model, not a curated record